Molecule: messenger RNA, 519 nt
Organism: Paramecium primaurelia
Lineage: Eukaryota; Ciliophora; Oligohymenophorea; Peniculida; Parameciidae
Source: the annotation of a GenBank genome assembly
AUGGGAGGUUGUUUAUAUCGUGAGUCAAAGGAUCAAUAUCAUUAUAACACUGAAGACAUAUUGUUAAAAUAGAAGUUAACGCAUGAUCGAUUGUAGAACCUUCUGAAAUUACGUGAGGAUAGGGAGUAAAUGUAAUAAAGAUAUUAAAAGAAUAUUGAAGAAGGUGAGAAAAUGAAAUAGCCUAAAAAACUAAAUCAAUCAUCAAUAGAAUAGAGUGGAUUUGAUAUCAGUCUUAGCAAAAACCAUUAGAAUUUACAUUAUAUAGAAGAAGCUGAAGACGAAUCAAGUUUUAUUGAAUAACAAAAACCAUAGACUUUAUAAAAAUUACCUGAUGAAGAUAAUUAUGAUGAAGGAGGAGAAUUGCUUUUAUAAUUGGCCUCAUCCUAACAAUUAAAUGCAAAUAAAGCAGAUAAUAUAAGAGAUUAAUUAUAAGGAAGAUAGAGUAAUGAAAUGGAUGAUGAGAUAUUGCAAUACUUUAAUACUACUAAGGCCAAUUAUGAUAGUAGAGUAGAUGCUUGA